UUUCACUAUUAACUUUAUACUUGCAUCAUAUACUUUUGCUUUAUGGGAGAGGAUUGAAAACAAAUUUUAAGCUAAAAUUCUCUAUAUGUGCUUAAUUGUUGUCUUAACAUGCAGUUUUUUCUCUGCUCAAUUCUGUUCAUUUGGGUUCUUUUCUUUUAUAUCUUUGCUAGCUUUCUUUGUUCAUUGCAAUUGAGUAUGAUCUUCUCGUUUGGCCUCUCUUCUUCCAAAAUGUCAGAUCUUGAGGCUCCCCUUCGUCCUAAGAGGAAGAAAAAUGUGAUGGACUUUCUUGUCCAAUUCAGAUGGGUCGUUGUUAUCUUCGUUGUCCUUCCUCUUUCUUUCCUAUAUUAUUUCUCCAUAUAUCUUGGGGAUGUUAGAUCUGAGUGCAAAUCAUUUAAGCAGCGCCAGAAGGAGCAUGACGAAAAUGUUAAAAAGGUUGUGAAGCGUCUUAAGGAGAGGAAUGCAUCUAAGGAUGGUCUUGUCUGCACAGCUAGAAAGCCUUGGGUUGCUGUUGGAAUGAGAAAUGUGGACUAUAAGCGUGCUCGUCAUUUUGAAGUUGAUCUUUCUCCAUUUAGAAAUGUUCUUGACAUUGACAAGGAGCGAAUGAUUGCUAGAGUUGAGCCUCUAGUAAAUAUGGGCCAAAUCUCUAGAGUUACUGUCCCUAUGAAUCUCUCCCUCGCAGUUGUUGCUGAGCUUGAUGAUCUAACUGUUGGUGGUCUGAUCAACGGCUAUGGGAUUGAAGGAAGUUCUCACAUUUAUGGACUGUUCUCAGACACUGUUGUGUCAUAUGAAGUUAUUCUAGCAGACGGACAGGUAGUUAGAGCUACAAAGGACAAUGAAUAUUCCGAUCUUUUUUAUGCUAUACCAUGGUCUCAAGGAACUCUGGGGCUUCUUGUUUCAGCUGAGAUCAAGCUCAUUCCGGUCAAGGAAUACAUGAAACUUACUUACAAACCUGUAGUUGGUAAUCUGAAAGAGAUUGCACAGGCUUACAUAGAUUCUUUUUCACCCAGAGAUGGGGAUCAGGAUAAUCCUGCUAAGGUUCCAGACUUUGUAGAAACCAUGGUGUACUCUCCCACAGAAGCUGUUUGCAUGACUGGUAGAUACGCUUCAAAAGCAGAGGCCAAGCAGAAGGGCAAUGUAAUCAACAACGUCGGUUGGUGGUUCAAAACCUGGUUUUACCAGCAUGCCCAAACUGCACUAAAGAGGGGGGAAUUCGUAGAGUACAUUCCAACGAGGGAAUACUACCACAGGCACACAAGAUGCUUGUAUUGGGAAGGGAAACUUAUCCUUCCAUUCGGUGAUCAGUGGUGGUUUAGAUUUUUGUUUGGAUGGAUCAUGCCACCCAAGGUUUCACUACUUAAAGCCACUCAAGGUGAAUACAUUAGGAACUAUUACCAUGAAAACCAUGUUAUUCAGGAUAUGCUUGUUCCACUUUACAAGGUUGGAGAUGCUCUUGAGUGGGUCAACCAUGAAAUGGAGGUGUAUCCCAUCUGGCUCUGUCCCCACCGACUCUACAGGCUACCUCUUAAAACCAUGGUGUAUCCUGAACCAGGGUUUGAGCUGCACCGCAGGCAGGGGGACACACAAUAUGCUCAAAUGUACACCGACGUUGGUGUCUACUAUGCUCCUGGACCUAUUUUGAGGGGUGAGGUCUUUGAUGGUAUAGAGGCAGUCCGUAAGAUGGAGAGUUGGUUGAUUGAAAACCAUGGAUUCCAGCCACAAUAUGCUGUCUCCGAGCUGACGGAGAAGAACUUCUGGAGGAUGUUUGAUGGAGGCCUGUAUGAGCACUGCAGAAGAAAGUACAGAGCCAUCGGAACCUUCAUGAGUGUGUACUAUAAGUCUAAGAAAGGAAAGAAGACUGAGAAGGAGGUGCAGGAUGCUGAGCAAGAGACAGCUGAACUUGAGACCCCAGAAGUUGAUGAACCUGCAGAUUAAUCAUAGACUAGUGUUCAUGGCUUCUUUGCCUUAAUUUCUCAUUUAUGUAGUUGUGAUUGUCUGAAUUCUGUUAGUUUCCUUUGUCUGUUUGUUGUGGUAGCUUUGAACAUUUUCCCGCCUUGAUCGUUUUUUCUUUUAACCAGCUGGACUGGAUUAGUUCGAUGAUA
Capsicum annuum is the source of this 2099-nucleotide messenger RNA. Its product is annotated as delta(24)-sterol reductase. NCBI's taxonomy places the organism in Eukaryota, Viridiplantae, Streptophyta, Magnoliopsida, Solanales, Solanaceae. Gene Ontology annotation, biological process: steroid metabolic process. The record is from RefSeq and is a predicted model, not a curated record. Bases 109 to 1932 code for a protein of 607 amino acids. The transcript is spliced from 3 exons. Gene Ontology annotation, molecular function: oxidoreductase activity, acting on the CH-CH group of donors, NAD or NADP as acceptor; FAD binding. Gene Ontology annotation, cellular component: cytoplasm; membrane.